Meloidogyne enterolobii is the source of this 606-nucleotide messenger RNA. The record is from the annotation of a GenBank genome assembly. NCBI's taxonomy places the organism in Eukaryota, Metazoa, Nematoda, Chromadorea, Rhabditida, Meloidogynidae.
AUGUGUUGUAACAAUAAUUGUAUAAAUACAGAAAACCCUAAUGGUAAUUGUGUUAAAGGAUAUGGAUAUGGAAAUAUAAUUAAUGACGAAAAUAUUAAAUAUAAAAAUUGUUUGGAGGGGAAAUGUUUUGAUCAAUAUAUUACUGUUUAUGCAGAAAAUUCAUUUAAAGCCCCACAAAAUUCUUUUGAUUAUUCUUUAUAUUAUUUUGAAGUUAAAUGUCAAUUUGAAAGAGAUAAGAGUUCAGUUUGGAUGAAUAUUGGUUUGAAAAAUUUAAAUACAAAUAAAUAUAUUUAUUAUUAUGCAAAUAAUGCUAAAAUUUAUAAUGAGAAAGAUGAAGCAUUUAAUGUUAAAAUAUAUUGGAAGAAUAAUGAUUAUUUUGGUUGUGGAUUAGUUUAUCCUCCAACUAAUAUGACGGAUAAAUUUCCUUAUGUUUUCUUCACUCAAAAUGGAAAAGAAAUUGGUGAAGAGAUAUUAUUAAAGGAUAAUACUGAAUCAUACAAACCUUUUGUUUGGCUAAAAUCUCAUUCUGUUGAAGCUAAUUUUGGAAAUGAUUUGGAGUCAAAACCUUUUAAAUACGAUAUCUCAGACCAUUUGAUUCUUAAAUAA